Molecule: messenger RNA, 3275 nt
Organism: Rhododendron vialii
Lineage: Eukaryota; Viridiplantae; Streptophyta; Magnoliopsida; Ericales; Ericaceae
Product: U-box domain-containing protein 33-like
Exons: 10
Coding region: 554-2812 (752 amino acids)
Biological process (GO): protein phosphorylation
Molecular function (GO): protein kinase activity; ATP binding
Source: RefSeq, a predicted model, not a curated record
UAUACUCACCUAGUGCUCAUUUUGUAAUCUGUUUUGGACCUAUCUACUGGUUUGGACCCCUCAAUCUUGCGAUCCGGAAAAAGUACCCCCCUUUCUGAGGAAGUUUUACCCUAGGAAGCAGACACACACGCACUCACCUGGAGAGAGAGAGAGAGCUAAAGGAGAUGGAGCCCGCCAUGAAAUUGUAUACGGGUUCUGACCAUUGAAGAAAGAAGAAGGAAGAAGGAGAGAGAGAGAGAGAGAGAGAGAGAGAGGUUGAAUUGAUUCCAGCCAACCCUUCCGAAUUGAUUCGCAAAAUUUAGGAUUUUUAUCGGCGGGAGAGAGAGAACUUAUGUCAGCUUUCAGCUGUGAAGUUAAAGUUGGGUAUGUAGGAAGAUUUACAGAAUUUGGGUAUUUGGGUGGAUCAAAAGAGUGAAAUUUACUGAAAAAGGGAAGUUUAAGAGAGAAAAUUUGGGCUUGCUACAGUGAGAGGAGUUUUACGAAUUUUCCAUGGCUGUGGUGAGUCGUCUACCGUUGAUACCACAAGAGAUACCCUGGAAUCGGAAUCUCCGAAAUGAUGGCUAGUGGGAGUGAAAUCAUGGAGGAAUCACCACCACGACCGGUUCAAGUUGUCGAAGAGAAGAUGUAUAUCGCGGUGGGAAAGGACAUCAAAGAGAACACAUCGGUUCUUAUUUGGGCAUUGCGUAACGCUGGUGGAAGAAAGAUAUGCAUCCUUCAUGUUCAUGAGCCUGCUCAGUGGAUUCGCAUUAUGGGUACCAAAUUUCCAGUAAGCCAACUGGAAGCGCAUCACGUCAGGGCACACCGCGAGGUUGAGAGGCAAGAGAUGAAUAAGCUUCUGCAAAUUUACAAAAUAAAGUGUAGUCGCGCAGGGGUAGUAGACUUACUACACAUUGAAAUGAACUCUAUUGAGAAGGGUAUUGUGAAACUCAUAAAUCAGCAUGGUAUCAGGAAGCUCGUUAUGGGAGCAGCAGCAGACAAGCAUUACUCAAAGAAAAUGCCAAAAUCUAAGAAAGCCAUCUAUGUGCGCGAACAAGCACCUAUGUUUUGUCACAUUUGGUUUGUCUGUAAAGGCCAACUAGUUCACACAAGAGAAGGUAGAUCGGAAGGCGUUAGCGCUAGUCCAAACUCUGAAACUGGGCAAUCUAGAUACGGGAGAUCACAAUCCGUUGCAGAACUGCCAAUUGAUCAGCUCAAGCUUACCAGUUCAGGUCCCGAUAUUCGCAGUCUCUCAACUUUAUCCCCCAAUGACUCCAGAGGGUCUGUUGAUUCGAAUGAAAUUUCAAGGAGUCCUCGUGAAGCUUCACAUACAUCAUGUUCUUCUGUUGACAUGCCUGAUGUUUUACCUUUGAUCCCAGUUUUGACCAUAGAGGAUCAUCAUCAAUUUUCAUCACCUCCCAUUGUAUUGCAGGAAGGACGUACCAAUGACGAACUUUAUGGUCAGCUUGAACAAUCCAUAGCAGAGGCAGAGACUUCUGGGCUUGACGAGUCAAAGAGGCAUCGUAAAGCGGAAAAAGAUGCCAUUGAUGCUAUCCGCAGAGCUAAAGCAUCGGAAAACUUAUAUGCCGAGGAACUAAGACAAAGGAAAGAAGUUGAGGAAGCACUAGCAAGGGGAAAAGAAGAACUUAAACAGAGGAAGCAGCAGCUAGGUGAAGUCACGGAAGAACUCCGUAUUGCCCUAGAACACAAAUCAUCUCUGGAGAGCCAGAUUGCAAACUCUGAGCGAAUGGUAGAAGAUUUGAAACAGAAGAUGUUCUCUGCUGUGGAAAAGUUGCAAAAGAAUAAGAAGGAACGAGAUGAAUUGCAAAAGGAGCAUGACAAUGCACUUAAAGAAGCAGAGGAGCUGAGGAGAGAAAAAGUAAGCGUGGCUGCCAAUAGACUUGCACCUGAGUUUUUCUCUGAGUUCUCUUUCUCCGAAAUCGUGGAAGCAACUUCCAAUUUUGACCUAUCCUUAAAGAUUGGGGAAGGGGGCUAUGGAAAUAUUUACAAGGGUCAACUUCGUCACACUCAAGUUGCUAUAAAGAUGCUGAACUCUAAUAGCAUGCAGGGCCCCUCAGAGUUUCAACAAGAGGUCACUGUUUUGAGCAAGUUGAGGCAUCCGAACCUUGUCACACUCAUCGGAGCCUGCCCCGAAUUUUUUGUUCUCGUCUACGAGUAUCUUCCCAAUGGAAGCCUUGAAGAUCGACUCUGUUGCAAAGACAACUCUCCUCCACUCUCAUGGCAAACUCGCAUCCGCAUUGCAACAGAGCUUUGUUCUGCUCUCGUCUUCCUCCAUUCCUGCAAUCCCCACAGCAUAGUUCAUGGUGACCUAAAACCAGCAAAUAUUCUCCUAGAUUCCAACUACGUGAGCAAACUCAGUGACUUCGGAAUAUGUCGUAUACUUUGCCAAAACCAAUUCUCGAGCAACAACACCACACCAUCUUGGAUAACUGAAUUUCCAAAGGGCACUUUUACGUACAUGGAUCCUGAGUUCCUCUCGACAGGAGAAAUUACCCCAAAAUCAGAUGUUUACUCGUUCGGGAUCAUAUUAUUGCAGUUAUUGACUGGAAGACCAGCUUUGGGGAUAGCCAAGGAAGUUAAGUAUGCGUUGGAUAAAGGGAACUUAAAGAACUUGUUGGAUCCAACAGCUGGGAACUGGCCUUUUGUGCAAGCCCAGCAGUUGGCUCACACAGCACUGAGGUGCUGUGAGGUGAACCGUCGGAGCCGGCCAGAUCUUGCCUUGGAUGUGUGGGGAUUGCUCGAACAAAUGAGAGUGUCGUGUGGGACCCUACCGUUUCUGAUCUACUCCGAGGAGGAUUGCCAGAUUCCACUGUAAUUUAUAUGUCCUAUUAAUUGUACAGGAAAUCAUGCAAAAUUCACAUGCACGUAGCAGCUGAUGGAUAUACAUAUGAAUUGGAGGCUUUAAAAGGAUGGCUGGACGGGGGCCACGAUACUUCACCCAUGACAAAUCUCGAGCUUCCACACCGCAAUCUUGUGCCCAAUCGCGCUCUCCGGUCUGCAAUUCAGGAGUGGCCGCAACAACGGUGACAAGUUGCUUAUAGUCUUGCUUUGACAUCCUCCGUUACAUUAUCAUGUACGUAUGCACAGUACACCUCAAAAUGGAACUUGCCAAUAAGCUGCUGAGGAAGUAGAUUAGGAAGAAAAACAUUUUUACUUACCAUUAUGUGGCGGACGGGUGAAAUUGUCCCUUUAUAAAUAAUUUAUUCACAAGGGAGUCGUGAAUAUGUAUCUCUUGUAAAAUAGGAUAGUUUGGUUUAAUUUAUGUUUCAAAAACAAAA